Morus notabilis is the source of this 1562-nucleotide messenger RNA. RefSeq names its product probable beta-1,4-xylosyltransferase IRX10. NCBI's taxonomy places the organism in Eukaryota, Viridiplantae, Streptophyta, Magnoliopsida, Rosales, Moraceae. The transcript is spliced from 8 exons. Gene Ontology annotation, molecular function: glycosyltransferase activity. The record is from RefSeq and is a predicted model, not a curated record. The coding region runs from base 129 to 1496 and encodes 455 amino acids.
GCUAUGCAACCAUAAGCCCUUAAAGUUCAGUUUGGUCUCAGGAAAAAACUGCAAUGAAGAGAGAAUCUGAAAACUUCACAGCGAACAUAUAAUCCAGGAGGGCCCACACAGUGGCUCCCACUUCCCGGAUGGGAAGCCCCACCAACAAAUCUCGACCGUUGGGUGCCGGCGGCCAUACUCACUGCACCCGCACGCACCAGAUCGGAGCCCUCCUACUCGUCGCCGCCACUUUCUUCCUCUCCAGAAUCUUCGACAGCCCAUGCGACGGCUUCCCCUCCGCCGAUCUCAGCCGUCCAUUGCGGAGCGAAUUGCCGUCGUUCCACGGCGGAGAUUUCUCCUGGCCCCUGCGUGGGUACGGUCCCCACCUGGACCUCAAGAUCUACGUCUACGAUGAGAACGAGAUCGAAGGGCUCAAGGCCUUGAUGUACGGCCGUGACGGCAAAAUCUCCGCCGUCAAGUGCAUGAAAGGCCAGUGGGGCACUCAGGUUAAAAUACACAAGUUGCUUUUAAUAUCGAGAUUCCAGACAAGGAAGAAGGAGGAAGCUGACCUAUUCUUUGUGCCGUCCUAUAUCAAAUGUGUUCGCAUGUUGGGUGGCCUUGAUGAUAAAGAGAUUACAGAUACCUAUGUGAAGGUGUUGAGUCAAAUGCCUUACUUCAGGCGAUCUGGUGGCCGUGACCAUAUAUUUGUUUUUCCGAGUGGUAUUGGAGCUCACAUAUUUAAAUCCUGGGAGAUAUAUAUAAAUCGUUCCAUAUUUCUUACUCCUGAGGGGGACCGGACUGAUAAGAAAGAUACAAGUGCCUUUAAUACUUGGAAAGAUAUUAUCAUUCCUGGCAAUGUUGAUGAUUCAAUGACUACAAAUGGUGAAAGGGCUGUCCAACCUUUACCUCUAUCAAAACGGAAGCUUCUCGCAAAUUAUUUAGGUCGUGCGCAAGGAAAGGUUGGCCGUUUGAAGUUGAUAGAGCUUGCAAAGCAAUUUCCACAUAAGUUGGAAUGUCCAGACUUGCGGUUCAGUGGACCCAAUAAACUAGGGAGGCCAGAAUAUUUUGAACACCUACGCAAUGCCAAGUUCUGCCUUGCCCCGCGUGGGGAAUCUUCUUGGACUCUUCGCUUUUACGAGUCUUUCUUUGUGGAGUGUGUCCCAGUGAUAAUGUCAGAUCAAAUAGAGUUGCCUUUCCAGAAUGUUAUUGACUACACCCAGAUAUCGAUCAAAUGGCCAUCCACUCGAAUAGGGCCUGAGUUGUUGGAGUACCUAGAGUCAAUUCCAGAUAAAGACAUAGAGACGAUGAUAAGUCACGGUAGACAAGUAAGGUGUUUAUGGGCUUAUGCUCCCGAAUCAUCGCCGUGUUCUGCAAUGCAAGGGAUCAUGUGGGAACUUCAGAGGAAAGUUAGGCAGUUUCAGCAGUCAGCUGAAACAUUCUGGCUUCACAAUGGAUCAUAUGUGAACAGAAAUUUGGUCGAAUUCUCCAAAUGGAAACCUCCCAUGCCUUUAUCUUGAUCCUGCUUGAAAAUAAUCCAUUUCACUGCCUAUUCUAUAGUCCGUUUUUUUCUUUUAAAUUUUUUC